AGGACAGAACAGAAAAUUCUUCAUAAAUAGGAGAUAAGAGACUCAGGUGGUUUCAUCACCACAAAAACACUCCCACAACACAGCCUGUGUAUAAGAAGGGAAUUUCAGGUGAAACGUUGUAUUUGUGCUGACUCUGUUCAGGCGAACUCUGUACUGUGCUUGGUUGUAAAGGAUUAUUCUCACUUCAAAAUGAAACCGGUGAAUUAUGAAGUCACUAUGUUCACUGCCAAUCGGGUCAGUGCCACCACUUUAAACGACAUCUUCAUUAAGCUGGUGGGCACCGAUGGGGAGAGUGAGCGCAAGCAUCUUGUGAGCCUGAGGGGGGCUUCUGCCUUCAUCAGAGGAGCUGUGGCAGGUUUUACUGUGUCCUGUCCCACCUCCAUUGGAAAACUGGUGCUGAUUGAGAUCGACAAACAGCCUCUCCUGUUCUUCCCAGAGGACUCUUGGUUUCCCUCCAAGGUGGAGGUCAAAUCCCCUGAAGGACACACCUUUACCUUUCCUGUCUACCGCUGGAUCACUGGCAGCAUGGUGCAAAACUUCAGGGAGGGAAAAGCUCUGAAAGUCUUUGAAGACAACAAUCCUCUUUGCCAGUACAGUCGAGAGCAGGAGCUAAAGCAGCGUCAGGUGGAUUAUCGCUGGCAUGUGUACGCAGAAGGAAUCCCACACUGCAUGAAGGCAGAUGACCCUCAGGCUCUGCCGUGUGAGGUCCGCUUCUCCUUCACCAAACAGACCGAGUUUCUCUUCACUUCUUCCACAGGACUGACAGAGCUGAAACUGAAGGGGCUGGAUGUCCGUAAAGAGAAGUGGACUGACCUCGACCACAUUAAGCGGGUGUUUUUCUGCAAGGUGACUGAGGUAUCAGAGUACGUCCAACGACACUGGAGGGAAGAUUCAUUCUUUUCUUACCAGUUUCUAAAUGGCAUCAAUCCCAUGAUGAUCAGACGCUGUAAAGCCCUGCCCAGUAACUUCCCUGUUACUAAUGACAUGGUCCAGAUCCAUGGUCAGAGUAGCCUGACUGAUGAAAUGGAGAGAGGCAACAUUUACCUGUGUGACUACAAACAAGUGGAUGGUGUGAAAACAAACACCAUCAAUGGGAAGAAGCAGUACCUGAUGGCUCCACUGGUCCUCCUCCAGAAAACUCCAGAUGAUAAAUUGAUGCCGAUUGCUAUUCAGCUGAAGCAGAAACCAGCAGAAGACAACCCGAUCUUCCUUCCCACUGAUUCAGAGUACGACUGGCUGCUGGCAAAGAUUUUUGUGAGGAGUGUAGAUGCAAACGUGCAUCAGCUGAACUAUCACCUGCUGCGCACUCACCUGCUGGCUGAGGUUUUUGCUGUGUCACUGCUGCGCAACAUGCCCAUGGUGCAUCCUCUGUACAAGCUUCUCAUACCUCACACUCGCUACACUCUGCAAAUCAACUUUUUGGCUCGAAAGAGACUCAUAUCUGAGGAUGGAAGUUUCACCCUGUUUACAUCAUCUGGUGGAGAGGGUAUGGUUACAAUCCUGAGGAGGUCUCUGUCCUCCCUGACGUACAGCUCACUCUGCAUGCCUGAGGACAUCACUGAGCGUGGGCUGGAGGCUGUGCCCAACUUCUUCUACAGAGAUGAUGGACUCAAACUUUGGGAUAUUAUCCACAGGUUCGUGAAAGGAGUCCUUGCCUAUUAUUACAAGACUAAUGACGACGUCCAGAGAGACUCUGAACUACAAAAAUGGCUUUUGGACAUUUUUGAACAUGGAUUUCUUUCCCACGCUGACACAGGAAUUCCACAGAAAUUCACUACAACAGAUGAGCUGAUCAAAUUUGUUACAAUGGUGAUCUUCACUAGCUCAGUCCAGCAUGCAGCUGUCAAUUCUGGACAGUAUGACUUUGGUGGCUGGAUGCCAAACACUCCCCUCACCCUGCAGCUCCCUCCACCAACCAAAAAGGGAGGAGCAACUGAGGCCACGAUGCUGAACACACUCCCAGAUGUCAAUGCAACAGUUCAAGGCAUGGCCACCCUGUGGCUGCUCAGCCAGCAGUCCAUCGACUUUGUCCCUCUUGGCCACUACCCUGAGGACCAUUUCACUGAGGAGACUCCACAAAGGAUCAUAAAGGACUUUCAAAGAGAGCUUGACGUGUUAAGUGGAGCCAUUAAAGAAAGAAACAAGCAUCUAGCAUUGCCGUACACGUACUUGGAUCCAGUGGAGGUGGAAAACAGCGUGGCCAUUUGAAGAAUGGAGUUUACAGCCUGCGUUAAGCUACUGUGAUGGAUUUAAUGUCAUGUUUUUAGAUGGAACAUGUGAGAAAAUAUGCUUUAUAUUUUUUUCAACAAUUUGACACACUUUGUCUAACUACUAAAUAAAAUAACUGAUCAACUUC
This is a messenger RNA of Austrofundulus limnaeus, 2356 nucleotides long. RefSeq names its product hydroperoxide isomerase ALOXE3. Bases 190 to 2208 code for a protein of 672 amino acids. The record is from RefSeq and is a predicted model, not a curated record. Gene Ontology annotation, molecular function: oxidoreductase activity, acting on single donors with incorporation of molecular oxygen, incorporation of two atoms of oxygen; iron ion binding; protein binding. Gene Ontology annotation, biological process: lipid oxidation. NCBI's taxonomy places the organism in Eukaryota, Metazoa, Chordata, Actinopteri, Cyprinodontiformes, Rivulidae. The transcript is spliced from 15 exons.